This is a messenger RNA of Adineta ricciae, 951 nucleotides long. Lineage: Eukaryota; Metazoa; Rotifera; Eurotatoria; Adinetida; Adinetidae. The record is from the annotation of a GenBank genome assembly.
AUGGCAGCUUCUUCGAGUUCUAACGUUAACAAUGAAGAAAACAUAUUUCAACAACAAGGUUUUGUCGUAGUUAGCUGGAAUGUCUUGCAUUUGAUUCAUGAAAUCAAUCACACAUAUGACUUAAGUCCGGUAAUCAAUCGAUAUUCCAUCAAAGAAAAUUGGUCGAAUGAACAGCAACGACUGAAUGAUAUUAUCAAAACGUUGAGCGAUAUAUUGGUCAAGUAUUCAUCGAUAGAAUGUUUUAUUUGUUUACAAGAAGUACCUGGUGAUUUAUUACCGAUGUUAGAUACAAUGAUUCAUGCACAUGUCGGCUCUGUUUUAAUUAAUAAGCCAAUGAUUCAUGUGCGUAGUUAUCCUCGGGUACCAGCGACGAGACAAAGACCUAGACAACCAUUGUAUACUAACCCAAAUGAAAAUCUCGUCACAAUUCAUUAUAAUCCUUAUGUGGCUGAUGCGAAUAUAGCAGUAGAUAACAGAAUGGGCGCGACAUCUACUCUGCUGAAUGACCGAGCUGAUUGGACACAAUGUCCCUGUGAUCCCGGCAAAGGAGCACUUACGAUAGUAACCUCGUCAGGCCUAACUGUCGUCAAUAUACAUGUUCCAUUCAAGGAACAGCACGCUAUUUCACUGCUGAAUAGUCUGCAUUGGCCUCGUCAAGAUACUCCUUUCGUACUUGUGGGUGAUAUCAAUCGCCAAGCGCCUGCAUUCAUGCGUCUGAUUCAAACAGCUACUAAUGGAAAGCCAUCUGCUGGUCUUCUGUGUUCCAUAGCACCUGACAAACCUACGAGAGUAGGUUUAGAACAAGAUGGCACACUUAAGAAGUACUGCAUCGAUCAUUAUCUCGUCUCUGCGUCAUUAAGAAACUCAACUACGGCGCCCGCACUUGUUUACGACAAUAUUGGUGAUAUUUCCGAUCAUUUUCCAAUCAUACUUCAAUUCAACAGCAUGUGA